AGCUUGGGAGAGCUAGCAGCGCAGUGCAGGUCAGAACAACACCGGACUACAACAAGGUAUCUGAGAAGAGUAGCGUAUUGUGGCACGCUGCGAAGCACCAGGCUUUAUGCGAAUGUGUAUGAGUCUCUCCGUCGUCCGCAACUGCCCCAAGGCGCCAGUGUGAGCACGGCACCACCUGGCCAGACAACCGCGGCAGACCUGCGCGUCGCCCGCAAUUGCCUUCCACAUUGCCUUUUUGAACGACUGGAGGAGUCAAACAAAUUAAUAUGGCGAAUCUCAAUCCGGAGACAGCCUCUGUCCUUACGCAGGGGACAUCGAGGACAGUAGCUGGUGGCCGCGCGCCGCAAUUCACACUGGAGACCUUCUCGAGUAAAGACUUCAUAGUCAAAGACUUUAUCGAAGAACUCUCCGACAGUGCUGUGCCUGCUUCACGAAAGUCAGCACCAGCCUCAAGCCAGCAGGCAUUCGACCCUAAGCCCCUAAUUCGGACCUUCGAACAUGCUCUGACCCGCCUGAAUAGCCAGUCGCAGGAUCUAGAAGAGAGGGAAAAUGAGCUUUCAGGAGCCGUCAGGCGUGCUGAGGCGCAACACAACCAGAACGUCGAGUCCCUAGGAAGAAGGCUUGAGCAGGCCAUCGAUCGCUUCCAGAAGCUGGAUAGUUCGCUGAAUGGCGGCGACGAUGGGGGCUCGGAUUCUGGAGGCAACAUCGCCAUGCGCAUUGGAGAGAGACUGGAAGAGCUGGACCGCCAGCGGAAGAGGGCUAUGGACGCCAAAUUCCUGAUCGAGUGUUGGCAGGAGGUCAGUGAGCGAGGCGAGCUCAACAUUCUAGAAGACCACCGCAGAAGUGGUGGCAUUGUACGUUGCGCCGACAUCGCGCGCCAGCUGCUGAGGAUCAGUGCACGUCUUGACCCUGAGAAUAAUCAGCGUGGCAACGGUGUUGAAGUAAAUGGCAACAAGAGAAAGACGCUGGCGCAACAGAAGCACAACACGAGAGAGGUCAUCGAGAAGUUCCUGGAGAACUUGGAGCAGGACCUGCUCAGCAAGUUUGAUGAGUGCUACAGGAGGCCAAAUUAUGACGGCAUGCGUGACUGCGCAGUCGCGCUGAGAGGCUUCAGUGAUGGGUCCAGUGUUAUCGCAACUUAUAUCAGCCAGCACUCUUUCUUCAUCGACCGUCAUCAGCUUGUUUCAGAAGAGCUUGCGCUGAACGAUGAGGCAUGGGAGGCUCUUCAAGAUCCGGAUAUGGAACCGCCAUCUGUUGAGCCCACAUUACAGUCUCUAAUUGACGAGGUCCGAAUUGUUGUGCAAGAAGAGUCUGCGAUCAUAAAGCGAGCGUUCCCCUACUACGAGGAGGUGCUUAUCAGGUUCAUCGAGCGCAUUUUCCAGCAAUCGAUACAGCAGCGACUGGAGAUGGUGUUGGACAAAGCAAACGACCUCUCGAGUCUCGCAUUUCUGCGUGCGCUGGCAGCAUCGAGAGCUUAUGUCACACAACUUGUGGAAGAUCUAAAGGCACACGGGCUGACAGAGCACCCUGAGCCUGUCACAUCCCAGGUUGCAGCUACUUUGGACCAACAGCUCGAAGAACUGUUCUCUCGAUACUUCAUUGGCUCUUCAUACAUUGAGCGAGAGAAAAAGAACCUUGAAGAGCUGUACUCGUCCCUCCUGCUGAAAUUUACAAUCUACCACUCGCGUCGGAGAAAGAUGCCCACGUCGUACUUCGGGUCACUGGCGCAACGUGGUAAGGAACUUGCAUCCUCUGCUCGAGACGCAUACAUGGAUCGACUAGAGAGCACUGAUCUGCCUGCAAGUCAAAAGGCAACCCUUCUACGAAUUGCAGGUGUAAAGGACGACCAGCAGUCUAGGCAGGAUAUUGAAGUCACAGAUGAGGAUGGAAAACUCUCUUUGGCAACCGCAAAGCGUAUGUUGAAGUGGUUAGCAGAAGGUGUUGGAAGGGGUCUGGAGUUAUCUCCAGGCAACGAGACACCCAAGGAUGUACAGAACCUUCUCAAUUUGUUGUUACAACAAAUGGGCGAGAUCUACCUGGAGACCGCUCUUGACGCUGCCUCUGAUCACGCUGCGUCGCAAGAAAAUAUGAAGACACCACCCGAUCUCACUCACCUCUCAUCACUCAACGCCAUUACGACUAUCCUGCAUCUCCUUCAACAGACCAUGGCCACGAUCUUGCUCCCACUUUGCACACCGAACCUGACUAUCCGACGUGAGAUCGAAAAGUCAACCAACACUACGAUGGCAACAUUGGAAUCAAAACUGUCCAACAUCCUUAACCUCACGCUGACAGCAGCCUUGAACUGGGUGGGCAAAUGCCUGGCACAACAGAAGAAGACUGAUUUCCGACCCAAGGAUGACGCAGACCUCAUGGUCACAAGCGAGACAGCAGCGUGCCGCGAAGUUGCUGCUUUCCUCUCUCGCAUCGCCCAGCAAGCAACUGGCGCACUUUCUGGUCGCAAUCUAUCGCUGUUCCUCGCGGAGCUCGCGCGCGGUCUACGCGCGCUUGUCCUAUCAAACUUGCUCAAGUUCACCGUAUCUCAGGUCGGCGGUCUGAGUGUGUCCAAGGACAUGAAUCGCUACGCAGAGCUUGUACGUGCUUGGCCCACUGGUGAUGAGUUGGAAGCCGGGGCCAUGGAUGUGCUCAGCGAUGUAAGUACGUUGUUCAUCAUUGGGCCUGAAGCUCUGAGAGACAGACUCAGAGGUGCAGGUCAAGAUGCUCAGGAGUUGAAGUUGUUCAUCGCGAGAAGAGAGGAUGUUAGUAGUGUUGGCGUGCAGAGCGUGCUCAACGGAAUGUAAUAAGACGGAGCUGGUAUGCAAAGAUGUGCUUGUCGUACCGUACCCGAGCGAUCCACGCAGUCACACUGUUGGAUCUAUAUGUACACACUAUAUUUCAUGCGCGCAUUGCUGCGAUGUGCGAACAUGUUGCUGUG
Molecule: messenger RNA, 2935 nt
Organism: Boeremia exigua
Lineage: Eukaryota; Fungi; Ascomycota; Dothideomycetes; Pleosporales; Didymellaceae
Product: exocyst complex component Sec10-like protein
Exons: 3
Coding region: 267-2801 (844 amino acids)
Biological process (GO): Golgi to plasma membrane transport; exocytosis
Cellular component (GO): exocyst; cytoplasm
Source: RefSeq, a predicted model, not a curated record